AUGACGAGUAUUUGUACCGCAUUUAUCCUGUCGAAAACGGAAAUUAUCACGAAUGCCCAUUGUGUGGAUGACGCCCCAUAUGUUCAUGUGGUAGCUGAAUUCAGCGAUACCGUUGGUAGUAUCGAACUCGUGGAUAAGGAUUACAAAUUGAAUGACCAAUCAGAAGUGGUCACUGCCUAUGGAUAUGGCGUGUUGAACAACAUCGGACCAUUGAUAUUGAGGCGUUGCGAUGCAAACUAUAUAUCUGAUGUCGAACCAGCCAACACAUUUAACAUAAGUCAGACUUUAUACUUUACAACUGGUGAAGCAACGAAUGAUGGCGAAAUUAUUGCACACGGCGAUUCGGGUGGACCAGUCGUUUCAAAAAUAAAUGGCAAAAUAGUGGGGAUAACAAUGGGUAUAUAUGGAACAACAGGUGGCCGCGGAAUGUUCCUUCCAAUUACUCUAUUCCUUGAUUUUAUUCAUGACCCAAAGAGCGUGAAACCAAUUCCACCUCCGCUUACACCUAACGAAGCUAAAUUUAUAGCCGAUAUAACGGUACCGGGAAAAUUUCUUACUGCUUACAAAAAUGAACUUGCCCAUGCCGACGAAAAUUUUCAACUAGAAUUUAAUGCAAUCAUUUUGUCGAAAACGGAGAUUUUGACCUGUGCUUAUAGUGUGAUCGGCGCCCCAUAUGUCUACGUAACCGUUAAUAAACUAUCAAGAAAUGCGACAAAACUUAAAGUCACUGAAGACCAGAUAGAAAUUCAUGAGAAAUACGCAUUGUCGAGGUUUGCAUUUAACGUUGCCAAGAUUACACUUGGAGAACCGUUGGAGUUCAACGAUAACGUCGGCAGCAUCGAUUUGGUGGACAAAGAUUACAAAAUGGAUGACCCGUCCGAAAUGGUCACUGUUUAUGGUGAUAUGGUAUCAGAUGGAACAAUGAGAACGAGGCGUUAUGAUACAAAGUAUUUGGAUGGCGCCAAAUGCAAACCGAAAUAUGGCGCUGCUUUUGAUGCAAAUCAUUUGAUGUGUUACACUUUAGAUGGAAGCAUGGGAACUCCCUUUACGUUUGGAGGUCCAAUGAUUUCGAAAAAGAAUAACAAACUCGUGGGUAUUACCAUAUUUCAUUCGGGUGGUAAGCCAGUUAUUUUUCAACCGAUUGCACCGUUGCUUGAUUGGAUCCGGAAGCCAAAGAUGAGACGUAAUCAAAGAAGAAGAAUAGCUUGA
This is a messenger RNA of Sitodiplosis mosellana (orange wheat blossom midge), 1209 nucleotides long. RefSeq lists its product as uncharacterized. The record is from RefSeq and is a predicted model, not a curated record. Gene Ontology annotation, biological process: proteolysis. The coding region runs from base 1 to 1209 and encodes 402 amino acids. Gene Ontology annotation, molecular function: serine-type endopeptidase activity. The transcript is spliced from 4 exons. NCBI's taxonomy places the organism in Eukaryota, Metazoa, Arthropoda, Insecta, Diptera, Cecidomyiidae.